This is a messenger RNA of Schistocerca serialis cubense, 827 nucleotides long. RefSeq names its product glutathione S-transferase D5-like. Bases 100 to 738 code for a protein of 212 amino acids. The record is from RefSeq and is a predicted model, not a curated record. The transcript has 6 exons. NCBI's taxonomy places the organism in Eukaryota, Metazoa, Arthropoda, Insecta, Orthoptera, Acrididae. Gene Ontology annotation, biological process: glutathione metabolic process. Gene Ontology annotation, molecular function: glutathione transferase activity.
AUUACAAUGAUAAAGCAAACAAACGAUCCUCUGCAAGUAACUCUAGGGAAUGCUGACCGAUAACAGGGAAAACCACUGAUAUCUCGACAGAAGACAACAAUGGCACCUCUAAUUUUGUACGACCUCGACGCCAGCCCCCCAUGUUGCCUUGUACGCAUCGUCGCUGAUGAAAUUGGAGUUGACCUCGAGAAAGUUCCUGUGGUCGAUAUUGAAAAGGAAAUGGGCACCCCGGAGAGGCUGCAGAUAAAUCCACAGCGCACGGUUCCAGCACUUGUUGACAAUGGUUUGAAUAUUGCAGAAAGCCGAGCGAUUGUAACAUACCUUGUAUCAAAAUAUGCAAGGGACGAUUCCCUGUAUCCAAGAGAUCUACAGAAACGUGUCCUCGUAGACCAGAGGCUGUAUUUUGAUCAAGAUUUCUACAAUGGAAUUUUGAAAGUUAUUGAUCCGUCCUUCUCCGGAAAGCCAUUAUCCCAAAGUGAUGUUGACAAGGUGAACAAUGGACUGGAGAUUCUGAACAGAAUACUUGAGGGAAAACAAUGGCUCGCAGGGGAGAAAAUUACAGUAGCGGAUUAUGCCACAGUGGUGUCCUUGGCGACACUUGAGUACAAUCCAAAAAGUGGAAUAAACCCUGCUAAACAUGCAAACAUAGCUGAGUGGAUUUCUCGUGUUGAAGGCUCAAGUGCCAAGGUUACAGAGAACAUGAAAAUAUUUCGUGAGACAAUAAAAAAGUAUAUCUAAUAAUUUAAGAAACGAAUGUCACAAAAAUAAAGAGAAUUUUACGUAAGUCAUUUCCUAUUAGAGUAUGCAAUAAAACUUAUAUUUCUUUA